GUUCCACAGCUGAUUGGCUGCUGGCCGGAAACAGGAAGUGUAGGCAAGCGUCGGAGGGGGAGGAAUUUCCUGUUACACUCAUUGCUCUGUCUGAGACGUGAGAGGAGGAGACAUUAAGUAUCCGGCGGGAAAGAGGAGCUGUAGAAAAUGGGACGCAGAAAGUCAAAGAGAAAGCCUCCACCUAAGAAGAAGAUGACGGGAAAUCUAGAAACCCAGUUCACCUGUCCAUUCUGUAACCACGAGAAAUCCUGCGAUGUAAAGAUGGACAGAGCCCGGAACACGGGGGUCAUCUCCUGCACCGUGUGUCUUGAGGAGUUCCAGACCCCCAUAACAUAUCUGUCAGAACCAGUGGAUGUUUAUAGCGACUGGAUCGACGCUUGUGAAGCCGCCAACCAGUAGCGUCGCGCCAGGAGGGCCAUCUUAUCAAUCUGUACCAGAUGCCCUCUGUUGUACUGACCUGUAUUUCUCACCUGACUUCCUGAGGACACGUUCAGAGCGCCCCCUGGUGGCAUCAGGAUUGGGACCUCGAGGCUUUGCCUGCGAAAUUAGUGCACAACUUUGGCUGCUAACAGCUGAUCCUAAAAGGCCGUAUUAGACCAGGGGAUAUAAAGGGUGCUUUAGGUUUAAUUCUUUUUAUUUUUUUUUCCCCUUAGUGAUUAUUGUUCUGUUAUUUAUCUAUUUACCACCUAUCCCCCGGCAGAGUUACAUCAUGUCCUGUGCUUCAAUCACAACCAGAGCUGUACUAUAUGGAAAAUGCCAGUAAUGUUUGCACCACACCAAAGCAUGCUUCAGCUAUUAUUGAUGAGCUGGUAUAUUUCUAUAUGCAGCUCUGGGUGUGACUGGAGAAUAUGUAACGUCAAGUCUCAAUGCAAAGUCUGCAUUGGGGCGUUGCAUGUGUCGUAGCAUUCACACCGCGCCUCCCUUGGCGCAUACCAGAUCAUAUUGCAUUAUAGGACCUACUUCUGGGUUUGACUGGGGUAGAUGUCGUCAUGUAACACAAUGAGGGGGGAAAAAAAAUUAAAGGGGUACUCCGGUGAUUUUAAAUAAAUCAACUGGUGCCAGAAAGUUAAACAGAUUUGUAAGUUACUUCU
Messenger RNA from Hyla sarda, 1091 nucleotides. RefSeq names its product elongation factor 1 (gene ELOF1). Gene Ontology annotation, cellular component: transcription elongation factor complex. Gene Ontology annotation, biological process: transcription elongation by RNA polymerase II. Gene Ontology annotation, molecular function: RNA polymerase II complex binding. Bases 148 to 399 code for a protein of 83 amino acids. NCBI's taxonomy places the organism in Eukaryota, Metazoa, Chordata, Amphibia, Anura, Hylidae. The transcript has 4 exons. The record is from RefSeq and is a predicted model, not a curated record.